UAUCGUUUGGCCACCACCACUCAUCGAGAGACAGCAAAACAACGCGAAUUCAUUCGGCAUAACGCGAUUUCAGUUGCCGAAAAAAGUUUUGUUGUGCAAUUGCUAAAAAAAAACCACAAUUGAACGUUUGAAAGCCGAGUGACAAUUUAUAACGUUUGCUCUUGGGCAGUGGGAGAGUGAAAGAAAGCAGCAGCAGCUGCUGCAGUUAACGUGAAUUCGUGAAUUAAGAAGCGAGUGAUUUCUUGAUUAAAGCGCAUAGAAACAAGAGAAGAACAAGAGAAAAAUCGAAAUGAAGAAGCAGCAUGAAUUUCGCUAGAUUACGUGUGUGUAUGGCCGUGUGUAUGUGUGUGUCUAUAUUAGCUUAGUGAUAUUUUUAAUUGUGCUUUAUGCCCGCCGACGCCGACGUAGCCCGUUGUCAAAUUAAUUCCGCUGUGUCGAACACAUUUGCCGUUAGUCAGUACCAGCAGCAGCAGCAACAUUUACAGCUAAGCAGAGGCUCGUGUCUACGUGCCCAUAACAAACCAGAAAACCAACGUCGCUGUCGCUGUCCGUCCGCCAGCGAACGUCACCUUGAAGUGCCACUGCCGCUGCCGCAGUCACAAGGCGCGCACAAGUCGACGUUGUCGGUUGUCGGUUGUUGUUGCUUCCUCGCCGUCUCGCUUCCUUCUCCGACAACAACAGCAAAGUCCAACUCUGGGCCAACCCCGAGUGUGUGAGAAGCUUACAUCACGUGUUUGAGGUGACGGCAACAUUGUAGCUGAACAUCACGCGCUCAAACGAAACGCUCUCUGAGAAUCGUCUCUCUCUCUCUCUCCCGAUAUAUUCGCCUGCUCACUGAGGUGGCCAUGUUUUCGCUACAGCAGCUGAUCAAAGCUACAGCCGCAGCGUCGUCAGGUAGCGGCGGCGUGGGCGGCGCUAUAGAUCUAUAUAAGUUCCUCAGGCAACUCAGCAGCAGCGCUGCCACACGCGGCAGCGGCGUGACGUCAACAUCAGCUGAAGCUACAACUACAACGACAACUACAGCAAUACCAAAGCAAUCUAGUCAAGCGCCGUCGAGCGAAUUCCACUUCAGCGACAGCGUCAGUCACAAUUCGCCUUUGCCAGCGCACGGUUGCUGUUCGAGCGAAUCGAAAUCGAAAUUGAAAUCGGAGUCGGAGUCGGCGCACGACGUGAAUAUAAUACCAAAGCAAUUUGUACGCAAUAUAUUGCAGCAACGCAGCCAGGACAUACAGCGAUUCAUUCACACGCAGCGCAACGUUGACAACGCCAAAUCCUCCUCGCAUCAUCAGCAACAACAAACAACAAAGUUUGCCAUGUCCUCACUGGCAGCAGAGCCUCUUCAGGCUGAGAUCUCCUCCAGCGAUGGCAGCAACAACACUAAUGCCACAGUGGCAGUAACCGAUGGCACCUCCUGCCACGAGACUGUCUCCAGCCCUGGCCAAAAACCCUGCUUCAAUUCUGGCCUUGCCGACAUUCUGCAGUUCAUGGAGCUCAUUGGCAACCUCAAGCACACCAAACGCACUGGUUGGGUUCUGCGGGAUGUCAACGACUGUGAGUCCAUUUCGGGACACAUGUAUCGGAUGAGCAUGCUUACCUUUCUGCUGGACGGCAGUGAGGGGCUGAAUCAGAUACGCUGCAUGGAACUGGCGUUGGUGCAUGACUUGGCCGAGAGUCUGGUGGGAGACAUAACACCCUUUUGCGGUGUGUCCAAGGAUGAGAAACGGGCCAUGGAGCUUAAGGCCAUGGAGGACAUUUGUAAACUAAUUGAGCCCCGUGGCAAGCGCAUCAUGGAACUGUUCGAGGAAUACGAAAACGCGGAGAGUGCAGAGUCAAGGUUUGUCAAGGAUUUGGAUCGAUUGGAUAUGGUUAUGCAGGCGUUUGAGUAUGAAAAACGCGACAAUUGCCUGCUGAAGCACCAAGAGUUCUUUGACUCCACAGAAGGCAAAUUCAAUCAUCCGUUUGUCAAGAAACUUGUCAACGAGAUCUACGAACAACGCGACUUGCUGGCCAAGGCCAAGGGAGCAACGCCGCCGCCGGCCAUUGAAGUGCCUCGCAUGGAACUCACGUCGCCCACAAAGCUAUCCAAUGGGCAAGGCAGUUCAAGUUGAGCAUGGAACGGAUUUUUUGCUUGCAUUGCAAUUGUUUUAAGUUUUGAGAUUUAGGUUAGCACACAUACACACGGACACACCUUCAUACACACACAAGCACUUAAUUUUUAAGCCAAUUCAACUAACAAAAGAUUGUUAAGCCUACCUCGACACGCUCAUAGCUAGAAUUUACACUUAUCAUUUUAAUUUAUUUUUCAAAACUUUCUUAUUGUUUAGUUAAACUAUUGACACGGCAGUCUGUGCCAUCAUUUGUUAAACACUCCCUUUAGUUCAAUUUUAUUUGAUUAAGUGUUAAAGUCGUAGCUAAAUACGUGAUUGAAGAUGUAACACAACUGUACAUAAACCUAUGCAGAAAUUUUAGCUAAUUUUAAAAGAAUUGCAAAAUAUUUUAAAAGUUGUUAGGUGCAAAAUUGUACGUCAAAUCAAACAAAAAUAAAAAACUCACAGUGUAUGUCAUUAAUAAAAUUUCGUAAUCGAAAAUCAAAUCAAAAAAAAUAAAUAAUUUUCCUUCAAAAUACUUUAUCGUGAAAAAAGUGUCGUACUUUAAAAUUAUAAAA
Drosophila innubila is the source of this 2665-nucleotide messenger RNA. RefSeq lists its product as uncharacterized. Gene Ontology annotation, cellular component: cytoplasm. Bases 846 to 2108 code for a protein of 420 amino acids. The transcript is spliced from 4 exons. NCBI's taxonomy places the organism in Eukaryota, Metazoa, Arthropoda, Insecta, Diptera, Drosophilidae. The record is from RefSeq and is a predicted model, not a curated record. Gene Ontology annotation, molecular function: 5'-deoxynucleotidase activity.